UUCAGUUAAAUUCCAUCUUCUUCUCCAUCCAUUACUGGCUGAUAGAGAGGAGAGAGACCCCAGAAGCCAUGGUUUCCAAGGCGACCUUCUUCCUUGUCCUUUCAUUGCUGACUGUGAGUGUGCGGCGUUCCGUUUCGGAGGAUCCUGUUCCGAUCCCAUGGCCUCUCCAAUUCCACUCAAUUCUGUUCAUGAAUUACAGCGGGAUUCUUCAGAUAAUCGACCUCUGGUACGACUGGCCCAAUGGUCGUAAUUUCAACAUCAUCCAGCACCAGCUCGGCAACGUCCUCUACGACCUCGAGUGGAACAACGGCACUUCCUUCUUCUACACUUUGGACUCCUCCAAGACUUGCUCUUCGGCUCAGCUCGAGGUGGGUAUUCUCCGACCCAAUUGGCUCGAUGGAGCCAAUUAUCUUGGUCAACGCCAUGUCAAUGGCUUCCUUUGCAAUGUCUGGGAGAAGGUCGAUUUCAUCUGGUAUUACGAGGAUGUUGAGACCAAAAGGCCUGUUCAUUGGGUCUUUUAUACUGGGAGACAGGCUCAUGUGAUGACAUUUGAAGUGGGUGCUGUGCUGGAGGAUGAGAAAUGGCAAGCCCCUGUCUACUGCUUUGACGGCAAGGGAGGUGGUGCUAACAAUGGGGUUCUCCACCAGAAUUUGCCUGUAAUGGAUGGAGUUCUAAGGGGCUCCCUAUUUCCAGCUAUCUGAAACCUUGUUGUUUCCUGCCUACUCCCAUCACCCUAAACUUGUUGGACAACAAUUGAAUAAAUUAGCACCGAAGUUUAUGAUCUA
Molecule: messenger RNA, 785 nt
Organism: Cucurbita maxima (winter squash)
Lineage: Eukaryota; Viridiplantae; Streptophyta; Magnoliopsida; Cucurbitales; Cucurbitaceae
Exons: 2
Coding region: 69-701 (210 amino acids)
Source: RefSeq, a predicted model, not a curated record